AUGGUCGUCGCCGCCUUGAAGCCGCAAGACGUGCAGAAACUGACCGUGGUUAAACUUCGAGCAGAACUCGAAAAGAGAAAAUUAGAUUCCUCGGGAACGAAGCCGAUUUUAGUCGCGCGAAUGAAAGAGGCUUUGGAGGAGAGAGAUGAAGAAGAAGAAGAAGGAAAAGGCGGCAAGGAUGCAGACGCUAAAGAGAGGGUGAAGAGCGAGGAGGCAGAGCAGACUCCCGCGACGGAAGAAGAAGAUGCGAAAGGAAACGAGUUGGAGACGACGACGACGACGUUUGAAAACAAAGAAGAAGAAACUACUACUACUACUACUACUAAUGACGACGAGAUAAUGGACCCGGCUCCUUCUGUUGAAACGGACGAGGACAUUGACCCAGCGUUUGACGCGCACUACGACGGCGCGAAUCCAAUCGUGAAAUCAAAUAGAUUGACGAACGCUCGAAAAAUUCUUCGGAGAAACCCGUACGACGCGACGGCUUGGGACGUGUUCUUCGUCGAGGCGAGAGGGAGGCCGUCCGUGGCGAAGGAUGUGUUCGAAGAGAUUUUGCGAUACCAUCCGAGAUGCGUGAACGCGUGGAUCGCGUACGCGCAAAACGCGAUGGAGAAGAAAGACGACGAGGCGGUUUCGGAGAUUUUCUCGAGGUGUUUGCGGGACGUUUUGGCGCCAGAGUUGUGGUUGGUGUACGUGAACUACGCAAAAGCGACGAAUGAGAACGGGACGACAGAGGAAGGAGCGAGAGCGAUUAAAGCGGCGUUUGAAUAUUGUGUAGAUCACGUGGGAGAAGACGUGGAGAGCGGUAAGAUUUGGGAGGAAUACGUUGAUUUCGUAAAAGGAGUGAGCCCGGGAUUUAUUGCGGUACGUUUAUUGAAUUUUGAAAAUUUUGUUCUUGUUGGUGAAAACGCCGGUGCAACAGAGCGACCAAACUUCGUGGCACGUGAUGAGUUAUAA
Molecule: messenger RNA, 957 nt
Organism: Bathycoccus prasinos
Lineage: Eukaryota; Viridiplantae; Chlorophyta; Mamiellophyceae; Mamiellales; Bathycoccaceae
Exons: 1
Coding region: 1-957 (318 amino acids)
Biological process (GO): mRNA 3'-end processing
Cellular component (GO): nucleus
Molecular function (GO): protein binding; mRNA binding
Source: RefSeq, a predicted model, not a curated record